Messenger RNA from Volvox carteri f. nagariensis, 717 nucleotides. RefSeq lists its product as uncharacterized. Bases 1 to 717 code for a protein of 238 amino acids. The transcript is spliced from 3 exons. Lineage: Eukaryota; Viridiplantae; Chlorophyta; Chlorophyceae; Chlamydomonadales; Volvocaceae. The record is from RefSeq and is a predicted model, not a curated record.
AUGCUCCAGCUUUCUAUUAAUCCGGGCCAUGGAUGGCCUCCACACCGCCAUUUCGAGGCCGACGAGUGGUUGUAUGUGUUGAGCGGCUCUGGUGCAUAUUCAUACUGGGCAUUCGAGGAGAUAUCACCCGUUGAGAUUAUCGUAGGACCGGGUCAUGCGCUGUUUAACCCCCAGGGCCAAUUACACCAGGUGUGGAACAACGGCAGUGAGCCGUUGUUGCUGCUGGCGGUGUCCAAGUCGCUGGCGCCUUACGAGGUGCUCGACCACUGGCCCGACACCCCGGGCGGCGGCUUGGGCUACGUACCCCACGUGGCCCCCUGGGAGCUAUCCUGUGCCCCGGGACAUGAACCCGACGAAAAUGAUGGUGUCAUGGGCGAGCAGGUUGGCAGUGGCAUGGAGGAAGCGGAAGUGGGUUACCUGGAGGGGACACCUCUGGAGGAGAGCGAGGCGGGCAGCGGCCUCGAGGGCGAUUACGGGCACUUCGGGGAAUACGGGUCGUGCGGCAUGACGGCCAUGAGCGAAGGCGAAAUCGCGGAGUGCAUGGCAGAGCCGGAUAUGGGCUAUGACUUUGAGGAGGAGUACGAUGUGGGAAUGUACGAUGGGGAGGGCGCAGAUGAGGAGCCGGAGUUUCCGUCGGACGGAGAAGCCGCCGUCAACACCGCCGCCGCCGAGGUUGAGGAUACAGCACCAGGUCAUUACGAGUUUGGUGAGCUGUAG